AAGGAAUGGCCUAUGCUCGUCGGAGAAAACGAUGCAAUUGUCAGUGACAACACUGACCACUGCGUCCUUCCCACCGAAUUCGUGGGCGAGGUUCUGCGGAUAAUCCAUACAGCUAGCUACCAAUGGAUCAAUCGUAGCCACUUUGCAGCGCAAGCGCGCAGCAGGCAAGCGAAGUCUGGCGGGACACACAACACCGACAGUGCGAAAGGUACCACACCACAGCACACGCCGCCAACACCUCAGUCCACAGUGCCAAAGAUGGCGUCAUCGAAGCCUAAAUCGGUGGCGUUGGCAGCCGACGACUUUCCGUCGUUGGGCACACUGCCUGGUGGUAGAUCUCCGAUUGGUGCAAAGCAGACCGCAUGGAGCGCAAGGGCAGCCACGCGGAGUGGACCAGCAACCGCUUCAUCGAUGAAGAAGCGCAUAGUGCCCACAACUGUCAGCCUAGCCGUUGCUGGCGGCAGUGACUCAACCAACGCACCCGAUGGAGGCAGACUGCGUGGAAACCUCACAGGACUGUCCGAUAGUCCUCAAACGACAGUCGAGGUGCAAGCGAAUCUCGGUACCGGUGUGGACACUUCCAAUAUCAGUGCAAGCCCAACUGUGUCUAGUUGGGGAUUUAAAAAAGAUGGCGAUUCAGUUUGGAGCAAGGUGCGUGGGCAGAGUGGCAGUGAGGGUAGUCCUCGGAACAGGCCAGCCACCAAACGGAUUGCCGAGCUCACGAAGGCGCCAUCACAUAAAACGACACCACAGAACACCAUGCCAAAUAAGCAAGCGCAGGUGCCACCAAUGGAACAGACGCGUGACAACACGGAGCCAGCAUGUGAGAAGUCAUGUGUUGCGCCUGUGAAGGCCCAUGGAAUGACUAGAAAAGCAAUGCCGACUCACAUGAAGGCGGCAUCCAAGACUGUGGGGGGCGGUGCGUGGGCAAAUGUGGGUGCACCUGGGCCCAAGAAACGGGUGCAGCCACAACUGGUGCACACCACCCCACCAGCCCCCAAGGAGCCACACGAGCGACAAACACACCAAGACACGAGGCAGGAAGCGGUCAAGGAACUCAACCAAACAACACAGGACGGCACAAAGCAGCAAGCACUGCCAACACAUGACAGGCAACCAGUAGGGUCGGCGGCACCAGGUGUGCGGGUGUUGGCGAUAGCACUUGCUUGA
This is a messenger RNA of Sphaeroforma arctica JP610, 1170 nucleotides long. RefSeq lists its product as hypothetical. The record is from RefSeq and is a predicted model, not a curated record. NCBI's taxonomy places the organism in Eukaryota, Ichthyosporea, Ichthyophonida. The transcript is spliced from 5 exons. The coding region runs from base 13 to 1170 and encodes 385 amino acids.